CUUAAUUCAGCUUAGAAAUAUAUCAAUAUAUGUGUGUUGGAGUUUGUUGUAGCAACACACGCGCACGUAUCGCAUUUAUUUCGAAAGCUCUAACCGGAAGCAACCGCGCCGCGGCUUACUACCGCACGUCUGCUGGUCCUGCUGGCCGCCGAGGACGCAUCCAUCCCGGGCUUUGUUUUGAGUGAGCGUGCGCCUCCCCUGGAAGUGUGUCAGCGUGGACCUAAAACGCAGGAGCCGAGCUUAAGCGUCAGGGCCGGGCGUCAGAACUAAAGCCAUGACUACCACGGCGGCGCCGGCGAUGGCGCGCAUCCUCAUCAAGGGCGGCAAGGUGGUGAACGACGACUGCACCCAGGAGGCCGACGUCUACAUCGAGAACGGCAUCAUCCAGCAGGUGGGCAAGGAGCUGAUGAUCCCCGGCGGCGCCAAGGUGAUCGACGCCUCCGGGAAGCUGGUGCUGCCGGGCGGCAUCGACACCAGCGUCCACCUGGAGGAGACCUUCAUGAACGCCACCACGGCCGACGACUUCUACAGCGGCACAAAGGCUGCUUUAGCCGGCGGCACCACCAUGGUGAUGGCGCACGUUCUGCCCGAGAAGAACGAGUCCUUGCUGGACGCCUACGAGCGCUGCCGUGGCUCGGCGGACGCCAAAGCCUGCUGCGACUACGGGCUGCACGUGGGCGUGACCUGGUGGGGAGCCAAGGUGCGCGGCGAGAUGGAGAAGCUGGUGAGGGAGAAAGGCGUGAACUCCUUCCAGAUGUUCAUGGCCUACAAGGACACGUUCAUGCUGAGGGACAGCGAGCUCUUCCAGGUCCUGCAGCACUGCAAGGACAUCGGCGCCAUCGCCAGAGUCCACGCCGAGAACGGCGAGCUGGUGGCUGAGGGAGCAAAGGAAGCGCUGGAGUUGGGCAUCAGUGGCCCCGAGGGCAUUGAGAUCAGCAGGCCUGAAGAGCUGGAGGCGGAGGCGACACACCGGGCCAUCACCAUCGCCAACAGGGCUCGCUGCCCCAUCUACUUGGUCAACCUGUCCAGCGUGGCGGCAGGGGACGUGGUGGCCACCGCCAAGAUGCAGGGUCGGGUGGUCCACGGAGAGACGACCACGGCCCACGCCGUGCUGAACGGCGCCCAGUACUACCACCAGGACUGGGCCCAGGCUGCGGCGCACGUCACCCUGCCUCCCCUGCGCCUGGACCCCAACACGCCCAGCUACCUCCUCAGCCUGCUGGGCAACGACACCCUGAACGUCCUGGGCUCCGACCACCGCCCCUUCACCACCAAACAGAAGGCGAUGGGCAAGGACGACUUCACCAAGAUCCCGCACGGGGUCCCGGGCAUCGAGGACCGCAUGAGCGUCAUCUGGGAGAAAGGAGUGAUCGGAGGCAAGAUCGACGAGAAUCGCUUUGUCGCCGUCACCAGCUCCAACGCCGCCAAGAUCUACAACCUGUACCCCAGGAAGGGAAGGAUCAUCCCGGGGGCGGAUGCUGACGUGGUGGUCUGGGACCCAGAGGGCUCCAAGACCAUCUCUGUGGAGAACCAAGUCCAGGGUGGGGACAUGAACCUCUACGAAGGUCUUCGUUGUCACGGCGUUCCGUUGGUGACCAUCAGCCGGGGCCGGCUGGUCUACGAGAGCGGCAUGUUUACCUGCGCCGAGGGCUCCGGGAAGUUCUGCCCGCUGAGGACCUUCCCAGACUACCUUUACAAGAAGAUGGUUCAAAGGGAAAAGUGCCAGGCGGCGAAGCGGGUGGAGAGGGAACCGUACCAGGGCGACGUGGUCCCGGUGGCCAACGCCGGGAAGAGGGACGCAGGCGGCUCGGACCUGGACACCCCCACCCGCCCCAGCACCCGUCACGGCGGCGUGAGGGACCUCCAGGAGUCCAGCUUCAGCUUGUCAGGUGCUCAGAUCGAUGACAAGAUCCCCAAGAGAUCCUCCGCCAGGAUCCUGGCGCCUCCUGGUGGACGCUCCAGCGGCAUCUGGUAAAGAUACACCACCCCCUCGAGGACAUCCGAGAAAAACAAGCUUUCAUUAAAACACUCAUGCAUUUAUUUAUUUUUUUUUAAGCCCAGCCCAGUUUCUUCAGCUCUGAAGCAUAAAACCUUGAGUCAUAUCAAAGUUUGGAUGAAGGACUGUCAGUCCCAUCCAGAUCGUAGCAAACGUCCAUUCUUGCUCUGAUGCACGCUGCACUCUUACAUGCCUUUUACUUGAUUUUAGCUGCACUUGCUAGGACUGUGACAAGGUGUCAUGUGACCCGUCGGUCCAAGGACAGCUCGGUGCAAUUUUUAUUGUGUGAAUGCUCCAAAACAUUCACACACAUGCUUUUCUACACCUAAAUUUAUCUAUUUAUUAUUAUUAUUAUUAUUCUCAAGAUUUUGGAGCGCUCUACCUUCCACGUUUUUCACCCGAUUAAAAGCCUUCCAACUUUAAACUGUUCAGCCUAUUCGGGAAUUGCGAACUUUUCCCUUGACAAAUUCCAAAAAUUCCCAGAUUUCCCAGAAUAUUAGGUUUUCCGGGACAUUUUUUUCAUUCAAAAUGAAUUAGGCAUUUUUCAAACUUUCACUAUUUCCAAAUUUUUCAACCGAUUCAAACCAUUCCACCAUCCUUCCACCGUCAAAACAUUCCUCUUAAUCACGACAGAAAAUGGAGUUGAUUUUGAGCUAGAAAAAUUCCCAGUUUUCCCGUAAUUCCAGGAAUUCCAUAACACAAUUUCUUAAUCCAACAAGUUAAUACUUCAACAUUUCUCAACCGAUUUGAAAAAUUCCAACAUUAAAACUGUUCAGCCUAUUUGGGAAUUGCGAACUUUUCCCUUGAAAAAUUCCAAAAAUUCCCAGAUUUCCCAGAAUUCUAGGUUUUCCGGGACAUUUUUUUCAUUCAAAAUAAAUUAGGCAUUUUUCAAACUUUCACUAUUUCCACAUUUUUCAACCGAUUCAAACCAUUCCACCGUCAAAACAUUCCUCUUAAUCACGACAAAAAAUGGAGUUGAUUUUGAACUGGAAAAAUUCCCUGUUUUCCCGUAAUUCCAGGAAUUCCAUAACACAAUUUCUUAAUCCAACAAGUUAAUACUUCAACAUUUCUCAACCGAUUUCAAAAAUUCCAACAUUAAAACUGUUCAGCCUAUUUGGGAAUUGCGAACUUUUCCCUUGAAAAAUUCCAAAAAUUCCCAGAAUUCCAGGUUUUCCGGAACAUUUUUCCUUUUCAAAACGAAAUGGCCAUUUUUCAAUCUUUCACUAUUUCCACAUUUUCAACCGAUUCAAACCAUUCCAACUUCAACAUAUUCCACCAUCCUGGAAAUUGAAACUACCUUUUUUCAAAGUUAAAAACAAUUACAGGAUUUUCCAGGAUUCUCAGAUUUCCAAAGCCCUAUUUCCACCCUUUUUUCUGGCGACUACUCCUUCCUCAUUUUUCAACGCAUUUCAACCGUUCCACCGUCAAAACAUUCCUCUUAAUCAGGAAAAAAAACAAAGUUGAUUUUGAAUUGGACAAAUUCCCAGUUUUCCCGUAAUUCCAGGAAUUCCAUAAUACAAUUUGUUAAUCCAACAAGGUAAUACUUCAACAUUUCUCGGCCGGGAAUCGCGGGCUUUCCCUUGGCAAAUUACCAGAUUUCCCAGAAUUCCAGGUUUUCCGGGACAUUCUUCUCAUUCAAAAUGAAUUGGCCAUUUUUCAAACUUCCACCAUUUCCACAUUUUUCAACCGGUUCAAAACAUUCCACCAUCCUGGAAAUUCACACUACCCUUUUUCCAAGUUAAAAAGAAUUCCAGGAAUUUCCAGAAUUCCCAGUUUUCCAAAGCCCUAUUUCCACCGUUUUUUCUGGCGAUUACUCCUUCCACAUUUUUCAACCCACUUCAACUCCUUCCACCGUCAAAACAUUCCUCUUAACCAGAACAAAAAACAAAGUAGUUUUUUGAACUUGAAAAAUUCAGUUUUUUCCAAAAUUCUAGGAAUUCCAUAGUACAAUUUCUUAAUCCAAUAAGUUAAUAGUCCAACAAUUCUUGACCGAUUUGAAAAAUUCCAACUUCAAACUGUUCAGCUUAUUCGGGAACUGUGAACUUUUCCCUUGACAAAUUCCCAAAAUUCCAGGUUUUCCGGGACAUUUUUCCCAUUCAAAAGGAAUUGGCCAUUUUUCAAACUUCCACCAUUUAGACAUUUUUAAACCGAUUCAAACCAUUCCACCUUCAACAUAUUCCAUCAUCCUAGAAAUUUCAACUACCUUUUUUCAAAGUUAAAAAAUUCCAGAAUUUUCCAGAAUUCCCGGUUUUCCAAAGCCCUAUUUCCACCCGUUUUUCUGGCGACUACUACUUCCACAUUUUUCAACCCACUUCAACUCCUUCCACCGUCAAAACAUUCUUCUUAAUCAGGAAAAAAAACGAAGUUGAUUUUGAACUGGAAAAAUUCACAGUUUUCCCGUAAUUCCAGGAAUUACAUAAUACAAUUUCUUAAUCCAACAUGUUAAUACUUCAACAUUUUUUGACCGAUUUGAAAAAUUCCAACUUCAAACUGUUCAGCCUAUUCGCGAAUUGCGAACUUUUCCCUCGACAAAUUCCAAAUAUUCCCAGAAUUCCAGGUUUUCCGGGACAUUUUUCCCAUUCAAAAUGAGUUGCCCAUUUUUCAAACUUCCACCAUUUCCGCAUUUUUCAACCGAUUCAAACCAUUCCACCUUCAACAUAUUCCAUCAUCCUGGAAAUUUAAACUACCAUUUUUCAAGGUUAAAAAAAAUUCCAGGAUUUCCCCAAAAUUCCGUAAUACCAUUUCUCAAUUCAACAUGUUACUACUUCAACAUUUAUCGACCGAUUUGACGCCGACCUAGCAAAGAGGCGGAGUUUACAUGUUCGAGAUGUUGAAGUGUGAUGAUAAUAUCACAUUGUCCUUUAUUUAUUUAUACAUCAUGCUCAACAGUUCACACAUGUUCUUAACGACAUUAAGGAAGACCUUGGUGGUGUUUCUAUAGAUAUGUUUAAGGUUAUAAUUAAUUAAAAGAGUACAAUUAUUUGAUAAUAAGCUGUGUGUGGUAUAAAAUUAGUAAAACAACACGCUUUGUUUCCCUAUUAUUGUUGGAAUCUUGCACUUUUCGAGGUUACAAAUUGACAAGGGAGUCAUAAAAAAUGACAAGUUGAUCCAUCUUUGAAAAAAUACACGCCGCAAAACGCCACCCCUCCCCCGCCCGUCCAACACAUCAAGCUUUUUGUUAUUGGAUUUUUUGCACCUGCACCGAAUGUGGAAAACGAGAACGUGGCGCGCAGGAAUAGAAAAGCACUAAUUGUCUUCACCCUUGGCCGAUGCAAAAAAAAAUAAAAAAUAAAAAAAGUCUCACCUGAACUGCCUUUUUAUCACGCGAGACACCUGGUUUUGUACCGUCUGUUGAUUAUUCCGUCAUCCACUCCAAAACAGUCCCUCUUCAUGUGGCACUGAGCAUCCCGAUACGAUAAUGAUAUCGAGCCGAUAUCAGCGCUAGAAAAACAAUUUCUUGUGUUUUAGUGGGGUCAGUCACAAAAGGUAAACAUGCUGGGCAAUUAUUAGGCUACUGGGAGCUAGAAAGUCACAUUUCUUUAUACAGCACCUAUCACGCACUAAAAGCCGUAAAAAUGGUAAAUAAAAACAGAAUACAAUGAUUUGCAAAUCCUUUUUAAAUAGAUUGCAAAGACAAGAUACUUAAUGUUCACACUGAAAUAAUGUGGCUUGGCAUUGUCUUGCUGAAAUAAGCAGGGGCGUCCAUGACAACGUUGCUUGGAUGCUCCAAAAACUGUAUGUACCUUUCAGCAUUAAUGGUGUAAGUUACCCAUACCUUGGCCACUAAUACACCCCAAUACCAUCACACAUAAUGGCUUUUACACUUUGCGCCUAGAACAGUCCGGAUGGUUCUUUUCCUCUUUGUUCCGGAGGACACGACGUCCACAGUUUCCAAAAACAAUUUGAAAAUGUGGAUUUAUCAGACAACAGAACACUUUUCCACUUUGUAUCAAUCCAUUUUCGGUUUUAGCGUUUCUGGGUGUUGUUGAUAAAUGGCUUUAGCGUUACGUAUUAGAGUUUUAACUUGCACUUAAAGAUGUAGCGACCAACUGUAGUUACUGACAGUAGUUUUCUGAAGUGUUCCUGAGCCCAUUUGGUGAUAUCCUUUACACACUGACGUCACUUUUUGAUGCAGUACCGCCUGAGGGAUCCAAGGUCACGGGCGUUCAAUGUUGGUUUUCGGCUUUGCCGCUUAUGUGCAGUGAUUUUGAUGAUAUUACAGAGCCUAGAUGGUGAAAAACAUAUCUUAUGUGGUACUGUCCAAAUUAAAAUAGCAAAAAAAAAAAACAUAAUAAACGCGGGAAAAAAAAGAACUAAAAUAUUUCAACUCACAAUUUGUACCACCUGUUCGACGCCGUAUAGCCCCUCGUCGGUAUAACCUUAGUGUGCUAGUGUUAGCGUGCUAACAAGUAAAAGACUGGCAUACUUUAAAUUUGAUGCCAAAAAAGAACCCAUGAUUAUUGGGUUAAAAAGUACAAAAUUAGCUAAGAUGUUAGCAUGAAAUAUUAGCACGCUAACCUUAGCAUGGUAACAGGGAAACAGCUGGCAUACAACCUUAUAUAUAACCUUAGUGUGCUACUUUUUAGGAGCUAAAUUAGCUAAAAUGCUGAAAUAUAACCUUAGUGUGCUAGUGUAACAGGUAAAAGACUGACAUACAUUAAAAAUUUGGUGCCAGGUUAAAGAACUCAUGAUUAUUGGGUUUAAAAAGUACAAAAUUAACUCAAAUGUUAGCAUGAAACAUUAGCAUGCUAACAGGGAAACAGCUAACGUACUUCCAAAAUGGCACCAAGUAACAAAAGCCAUGAUUGUUGUUUACCAUGUAGUAAAUUAGCUAAAAUGCUGAAAUAUAAUUUUGGUGUGCUAGUGUUAGCAUGCUAACAGGUAAAACACUGGCAUACUUUUUAUAUGCUAAAUUAGCUAAAAUGCUAAAAUAUAACCUCAGUGUGCUAGUGUAACAAGUAAAAGACUGGCAUACAUUAAAAUUUGGUACCAAGUUAAAAAGUACGAAAUUUGCAAAAGUGUUAGCAUGAAAGAUUAGCAUGCUGUUUGUAAGUUAGCGCUCCGCCAUUAUUUACAUCCACUAACGUCUCACACUGGCUUAAAGGAGCUGUAAAACUGGACAAAUACCACUAAAAUGGAAAUAAAAAUAAGACCACACGACAAAUCCGCUCACUCGGACCUUAUUAUUAGCAGCUACGCAACGGCCGAGCACACAAUAGCACACAAGCUAGACAUGUAAAAACCACAAAUAAUACUUGCCGAUAUAAACAAGUAUCACAUAAGUUGCAUAUUACUUCAACAUACAAAGUCUCCGAGGCGUAUUAGAACGUUUUCAGUAACAAGCGUGUCCGCAUCAUUUGAAGGUAGGAUGCCACAAAAAAAAAUGACCACUCCACGUCAACUUAAAGACAGCAUAAGCCCGUUCCAGACGGUUAAUAAUGAAUAUGUUAGUGUUUUUUUUCAUACCUUCGUAACUUUUCCAACGCAACUAAACAAAAGUGCGUGACGACUCCUGCUGAUAUCGGAUCAAUAUCUGUAUCGCAACACCUAAUCCUUUAACUACUACUGAUUAUUUACGACCAAGGUUUUCCUACUACUGUGUAUUUGUGUUCCGCUACUGUGUGCUUGUGUUGGAGUUACCUUUGUGGAGAAUGCACACCGUGUGCAACUCCUUUUUGUUUGUUUACACUUUUAAGAGUUGGUUCUUUGUACGAAACAAACAAACAAACACUGGUGCUGAACAUUGUUGUCACUUUGUAUCUUCUUUAUUUCCUUCUCGCAGGGUUUUUGUCACAUUUUGAGUGCAAAUAAAUGACUGAAACAGA
Messenger RNA from Nerophis ophidion (straightnose pipefish), 7821 nucleotides. RefSeq names its product dihydropyrimidinase like 5a (gene dpysl5a). The record is from RefSeq and is a predicted model, not a curated record. Gene Ontology annotation, molecular function: hydrolase activity, acting on carbon-nitrogen (but not peptide) bonds, in cyclic amides. NCBI's taxonomy places the organism in Eukaryota, Metazoa, Chordata, Actinopteri, Syngnathiformes, Syngnathidae. The coding region runs from base 275 to 1975 and encodes 566 amino acids. Gene Ontology annotation, cellular component: cytosol; cytoplasm. The transcript is spliced from 13 exons.